This is a messenger RNA of Leptinotarsa decemlineata (Colorado potato beetle), 827 nucleotides long. Its product is annotated as putative E3 ubiquitin-protein ligase UBR7. The record is from RefSeq and is a predicted model, not a curated record. Lineage: Eukaryota; Metazoa; Arthropoda; Insecta; Coleoptera; Chrysomelidae. Gene Ontology annotation, cellular component: cytoplasm. Gene Ontology annotation, molecular function: ubiquitin protein ligase activity; zinc ion binding.
AAAUGUUUUCGAUUUUUCGAUUUCCCGCAACUUCAAGUCUGGAGUCGGAGAAGAAGGAAGCUGUUAAAAUUUUUGACGUAUUUGUUUGACUAUAUCAAUCACGCAAUUGCUUCCGCUUUCUUUAUACACCGAUAUAUUUGAAAUUUUCUGUAAUAAAUCAGCACACAAUGUCAGAAGCAAGUAUGAGCGAUACUAAUCCCGAUAUUGGAGAGGAGACUGAUCCGGUAACCUUAACUUUGAACGAUGUUUUGGAGUUUGAGAAUGAAUUGAUUGAAAAUACAGCUGCAGUUUUGGGAGCUGCAAAUGAUAAAACUUGUUCGUACGUCGAGGGGUACAUUAAAAGACAAGCCUUGUAUUCAUGCCUUACCUGUCUUCCUGAGGCCAAAACGGACCCAGAAAAAGGGGUCGGAGUAUGUUUGGCUUGUAGUUACCAUUGUCACGAUGGCCACGAGUUGGUCGAACUGUACACCAAGAGAAAUUUCCGCUGUGACUGUGGAAAUUCCAAAUUCACAAACAUGGAUUGUUCUCUCUACAAUGAGAAAACCGAUACUAAUGAUCUGAAUGUGUAUAAUCAAAAUUUUUCUGGGCUUUAUUGUGUUUGUCAUCGCCCAUUUCCAGAUCCUGAGGAUCCUGUUCCAGAUGAGAUGAUUCAGUGCAUCAUAUGUGAAGACUGGUAUCAUACUAGGCAUCUGGGUACAGAAGUACCAUCUAAUAACUUUGCUGAAAUGAUCUGUGAAGCUUGUGUUACGAAACAUGAGUUUUUACUUCACUAUGAUGCUUUUUGUUUGAAUAAAGUUCUAAGGACUUCAGAACACGAGCAAGUUGAA